Molecule: messenger RNA, 843 nt
Organism: Sinocyclocheilus rhinocerous
Lineage: Eukaryota; Metazoa; Chordata; Actinopteri; Cypriniformes; Cyprinidae
Product: HRAS-like suppressor 3
Exons: 4
Coding region: 22-675 (217 amino acids)
Biological process (GO): N-acylphosphatidylethanolamine metabolic process
Cellular component (GO): cytoplasm
Molecular function (GO): A2-type glycerophospholipase activity; glycerophospholipid phospholipase A1 activity
Source: RefSeq, a predicted model, not a curated record
AAAAAAAAACACACAAAAAAAAUGCAAAAUAUUAAAAUAGAAAAAAACCGACGCUCAACACUGUGUAACAAAGUUAUUACAACUAAUAACUUUAAGGAAUCAGAACAUUUUAAAGAACCCUCGGCUGUUGCCCCAGGCAUUUCAGCCCAGCUCAAGCCUGGUGACCUCAUUGAAAUCUUCAGAAUCUUCUAUCGGCACUGGGUGAUGUAUUUUGGAGAUGGCAAGGUCAUUCACAAGGCCCCACCAUCUGAGCAUGCUGAUGCCGGGGUCAGCAGUGUGAAGUCAGUACGGCACAACAAGGCCAUAGUGAAGAAAGAAAAACUGCUGGAUGUAGUUGGCAGUGAUGACUACCGGAUCCACAAUGUCCUAGAUAAGCAACAUCCGCCACUUCCCAUUCCACAUAUACUACAGAAAGCAGAACGUCUUGUGGGGAAGGUAGUUCCAUACAAACUGUUGACACACAACUGCGAGCACUUCGUUACGGGGUUGAGAAACGGAGUACAACAAUCCCAGCAGGUGCAUAAAGCUGCGGUUGCUGUUUUUGCUGCCGUAUGUUGCUGCAUUUGUUUUGCUUUAUAUUUUAAAAGGCAAAGCAAAGUAUACACUCUGCUUGGUUGUUUUUUCCUUUUUUUAUCCCUUUUCGUAGUUUUUUAUCUGGUUUUCACAAUAGCCUAAUCACCCAUCAUUUUUCAGUCUAUUUAAUCAAUGGGAUAUAGUCCGACGGAGGGAACAUAUCAAUAUAUGUUCCUUCUUCAUUUCCAUUGUACUCACUGAAAAAAAUGUUCUUCUCCACUUCUCAUCUGAUGACUAGAAAGCAAUCUCAUUAAAAACCACUCCUCACCC